This is a messenger RNA of Purpureocillium lilacinum, 558 nucleotides long. Lineage: Eukaryota; Fungi; Ascomycota; Sordariomycetes; Hypocreales; Ophiocordycipitaceae. The record is from RefSeq and is a predicted model, not a curated record.
AUGAGCAGCAGCAGCAGCAGCAGCAGUGAUUCAAAGUGCCGCGACGACGCCGGCGUGUCGAUGGCUUGCGCGUCUGUUCCAGCGGCAAUGUUGGAUGCAGUACUUCUAGCGGCAUGCAUGCAUGCAUGCAUGGACGGAUGUUGCUCGGCUUUUUGCGUGUCAUCAUGCUCAUCAGGGCAGGCGAAGGCGGCGGCGGCGGCGGCGGUGGUGGCGUGGCUGGCAGCUCGCUGGCCAGGAUGCCAGGCAGGGAAAACUGCCGAUGGGGGGAGGUCGUCGUCUGGGCGGAUCGCGAUCUGGGGGCGCGCGGUGGAGCACUGCACAGGCGCGGGCGGGCGGGCAGCCAUUUACGCAAUCCACGGGGCGAUCCCAAAAAGGCAAUUGACAGGAUACUUUGGAAUUAUUCCGAAGGGGCUGGCGGUCGUGGAGGAUGCGCAUAUGGCGAGGAGGGCUACGGGAGAGACGGACGACUGCAAUGGCUGUCAACUUGACAGGGCCAUCGAACUCGGAGGGCAAGGCAGCGAGGCAAGAAAUCGAGGCCAAGACGAGACUCCAAGUUGA